Molecule: messenger RNA, 912 nt
Organism: Suillus subalutaceus
Lineage: Eukaryota; Fungi; Basidiomycota; Agaricomycetes; Boletales; Suillaceae
Exons: 6
Coding region: 1-912 (303 amino acids)
Source: RefSeq, a predicted model, not a curated record
AUGCCUAUAGCGAAUGGAGCAUAUGUUGGAAAACGAGUUCAGAGUGUCGACGGAUGGAGUGGGAUGGAAGGUGUGAGCCACGCAGAUUCCAUGCAAGGUUAUGGGCUGACUUAUGGCAGAUCCCCCCAAUCACUACUGGAUAAGAAUGGAAGGGUCAUUGGCGUUCUAGCUGGCCAGCCUCGGGAUGAUGACUGGGAGCUUACAAUAUCCCAAGCCUGCGCUGCAAUGGAGAAUGCGCGGGAGCGCCUCUAUCCAUGCAUUGCUGUUGGAGUAUCAUACGGUGGUGGUCAACAGGAGCCCAGCAAUCUUCAACACUCCAAGACAAACCAACAGGAGCUGCGGACACUUCUGUCUGAACCAGCCAUUCAAAGGUUAGCAGGUUUUGGCAGUAGCAUACUUUGUCAUUACGCGCCAAAGGUUCAUAAGGUGUAUUCCAACGCCAAAUCAUCUCUCAAGGACAUGCAUCCACAUCUCGAGUGGAACUUCCACAACAGUGUUUUUGCUGCCACCACGUUCAAUCUUGGACCCAGCACUGUCACGUUUGAUCACACGGACAAUGCAAAUUUCGCCAGUGGGAUGUGUAGCAUUACCGCGUUAGGAAAUUUCAACCCAACCAACGGUGGUCACUUGAUUCUAUUUGACCUUGGACUCAUCAUCCAGUUUCCGCCUGGUGCCACCAUCCUGAUCCCUUCUGCAAUCCUCCGGCAUGGCAACAUUUCUAUUGCUCCACUGGAGAAAAGGCUGUCUUUUACUCAAUAUUUUGCAGGGGGUCUCAUCAGAUGGGUUGAUUAUGGAUUCCGCACAGAAAAGGCUGUUAAGCAGCAGAGUCCUGAGGCAUGGCAUGCAGCCCAGCUUCAGCGUCAGACCCGUGUUGAGGAGGCGGCUACAACCUUGCACAACACUGGGUUUUAA